Molecule: messenger RNA, 1173 nt
Organism: Oldenlandia corymbosa var. corymbosa
Lineage: Eukaryota; Viridiplantae; Streptophyta; Magnoliopsida; Gentianales; Rubiaceae
Source: the annotation of a GenBank genome assembly
AUGGAGAUGAUCCAGCACAACUAUGUGACUGUUAGAGGGCUAAAACAUCAUGUUGCAGAGAUUGGAACAGGUCCAGCUGUGGUUUUCCUACAUGGGUUUCCAGAAAUAUGGUAUUCAUGGAGGAAUCAGAUGGUAGCUGUGGCUAAUGCCGGAUUUCGGGCUAUUGCCCCUGAUUUCAGAGGCUAUGGGUUGACUGAAAUUCCUGCUGAGCCUGAAAAGACUACAUUCAAGGACCUUGUGGAUGACCUCCUGGAUUUGUUUGAUUCUUAUCAGCUUCCAAAGGUUUUUCUUGUUGGGAAAGAUUUUGGAGCUCGGGUUGUUUACCAUUUCACACUGCUUCACCAAGACAGAGUUUCAGGGGUUGUCACAAUGGGUUUACCGUUCUUGCCUAUUGGUCCCGAUGCGACCCUGGAUUCUCGUCCAAAAGGCUUCUACGUGAUGAGAUGGAGGGAACCAGCGAGAGCAGAGGCAGACUUUGGCCGAUUUGAUAUCAAGACAGUGGUGAAGAAGAUAUACAUUCUCUUCACAGAAAGUGAGCUACAAGUUGCUAAAGAAGAUCAGGAAGUACUGGAUCUGGUUGAUGAAUCUGCACCAUUGCCUCCAUGGUUUUCUGAAGAAGAUCUGGAUAAUUAUGCCAAACUGUAUGAGAAUUCCGGUUUUCGAACUGCAUUGCAGAUCCCAUACAGGGGCUGGUUGGAAUACGAUGGAGUCGAAAAUCCAAGAGUAGAUGUCCCUUCCUUGCUGAUAAUGGGAGAAAAGGACUAUGCUAUGCAUUUGCCAGGGGUGGGAGAUUUUAUAAAGAGUGGAAUGGUGAAAAAGUAUGUUCCUGAUCUGGAGAUAACUUUCGUCCCAGAAGGAAACCACUUCAUUCAGGAACAACUUCCAGAUAAGGUAUUGGUCCAUUAUGCUGGGUAUUAUCAUCUUUUCGCUCAAGCGUCUGCGAUCAGGGCAGUGGGAAAUAGGGUGUGCAGUGGCAUAGUUGCCAUGUCCUUUCUCUCAGUUUCCCGUGCAAUCACAGUAGCAGGGACCUUCUCCAUAUUCGGUGCAAUAUCAGCGAUAUCUGUUUUGUUUGUAUACGCCAUUGUUCCAGAAACAAAAGGCAAGUCCUUGGAACAGAUUGGGCAAAUGUUUGAGGACGGUUACUACUUGCAAAGUGGAGAAGUGCAACUCUGA